Trichosurus vulpecula (common brushtail) is the source of this 1500-nucleotide messenger RNA. It is a transcript of the gene NOBOX, whose product is annotated as NOBOX oogenesis homeobox. Gene Ontology annotation, molecular function: DNA-binding transcription factor activity, RNA polymerase II-specific; RNA polymerase II cis-regulatory region sequence-specific DNA binding. Gene Ontology annotation, biological process: regulation of transcription by RNA polymerase II. Bases 82 to 1500 code for a protein of 472 amino acids. Lineage: Eukaryota; Metazoa; Chordata; Mammalia; Diprotodontia; Phalangeridae. The record is from RefSeq and is a predicted model, not a curated record. The transcript has 8 exons.
AGGGCUUCAUUAGGAGCCUCCUCUGCAGCACUGGGGCAUAGAGACCAGAGGAGAGAGACCGUGUGAAGGGAGUCUUGGAUUAUGGAGCCAACUUCAGGAACUGCCAAAGAGCCCCGGGACCCAGGUGCUACCACCCAACGCUUGGUGCAGUGUGGAACAGGCAAAGGGGCCUGCCAUUUGACAGCCCUGCUCAGCACAACUGCAGCAGAGGAGAGCAGUCACAAUGCAACUAAGAAGAAGGAGCCCCCAGACACACCUCCACAAGUCCGGAAAAAGACCCGCACCCUUUACCGUACAGACCAGUUGAAAGAGCUGGAGAAGAUGUUUCAGGAAGACCACUACCCUGACAGUGACAAACGCAGGGAGAUUGCCUUGGCUGUGGGGGUCACACCCCAGCGCAUCAUGGUGUGGUUUCAGAACCGAAGAGCAAAGUGGCGGAAAGUAGAGAGACUGAUGGCAAAGGGAAACAAGACCAACCUGAAAGCUCCUGUCCCUAACACUGCCUCUUCAAACAGUCAUCAUGGCUCUGCCCCUGAGUUCCCAUCCCCUCCACCCAUGGUCAUGGAGCCAGGAAACUUCACCAAUGAGCUGGUGCCUCCAUCUGCCACUUUUCCUCCAGAGUCUAACCUACUACUGACAUGUGAUCAACCGACGGCUCUGAGUCACCACAAUGAUGAGGCUCAAAGGGGAGAGGUAGCUCCUCUCCUCCUUAGCCCCCCACCUGUCCGAAGGGCCAGCCUUCCCUUGGCCUUGGGCCCUGUUCACACUUCACACCUGGUACCCCUUCUGCUGGAAACACCCAAUAGUGGUUUUAGUCCUAAGGAUGGCUCCUAUGGAUCUUGGGAAACAAGCAUUAACCCACCAAAUACUUACAACUAUCCUGAGCAAAUGGAAUCCCAGUAUCAUCAUCAAGGCAACCAGUCCAGAGCCUUCCAGCUCUCCCACUACCCCCAGCACCAGCUCUUCCAUCAAUCCCAACACCACCUACCCCAAGUCCGUCCUUUCUCCUUUCCGCUCCCUAGCACACUGACUUCUCCUCCACCAGGAGACUCUAGUGCUGCUGCCCUCCUUGCAUUUGCCUAUGGCCAUGAUGGAGAGACCCCAACGGGAUUGUUCCCAGGCACUCCAGUGGGGCAGCUUCUGUUGCAGCAGCCUACUGGGAGCUUGGGUCCACUCACAGCUCUACAACCUAUCCCUUGGAAUGAUCCCUGCUUGCCAGAGCUUUCAUUCCCGGGUUCACUCUGCUCCCAGAACUUUGGGCACCACUCUGGAGGAGGGAGCUACAUACCUGAUCUGGCUGCCCAUGUCUUGGAGAGGCAGCCUUCACCAGGCUUCAUCCAGCUUCUUGGAGAGUCUAAAACAGGCACUGGGCUGCUCAGUAAGACUCAGGAAGAACUGUCUUCUAGCACUCAGGAGCAAUUGUCAUUGCCCAAGGAGGUCAGAGAAGGAGUGAAGAACACUCAUCUCCCCAGAGUUACUGUUGAUGGAGACAGUAAGUAA